Gloeophyllum trabeum ATCC 11539 is the source of this 507-nucleotide messenger RNA. RefSeq lists its product as uncharacterized. NCBI's taxonomy places the organism in Eukaryota, Fungi, Basidiomycota, Agaricomycetes, Gloeophyllales, Gloeophyllaceae. The transcript has 3 exons. The coding region runs from base 1 to 507 and encodes 168 amino acids. The record is from RefSeq and is a predicted model, not a curated record.
AUGGCGACAAGUCGUGACAACUCCUCCCCGGAUCAUGAACGCUCCAUCCAUUCGCCAUCACCGCUCCGCGAAGGCCGCCCGAACCCGAGAUUGUCUUCACCAGCGCCUGGACCGUCGGCUGGUCCCUAUGGCAGUGGUUCGCAGCAGCGCUCAGUUGCAGAAGUUGUACAAGAACAAUUCGAACCUUUCGAUCACCGGACGACUAUCGUAGACCCCUUCGAGGAGGAAAACAAACGGGAAGCGGAAUUCCGAGAAAAACUGAACAAAAUGCUGCUUGACCUGACGAUCGAGUUCCACGCAUGGUCCACGGCUCGACCUGCAUUCGAGACGAACGAAAACCUGGAAUCUCUGGAAAAAGAAAUCAACUCGAUCAUGACUCUCGAAAGUGAACAAGGCAUGUCUCUACCAUCGCCUCUCACCUUCAUCGAGAAAACUCGACAGCGUCUUGGCGACUUCGUGAACAGGGUCAAGUUAGCACUCGCUGCUUUAACAGGAAUGGGGAUCUAG